AUGGCAGCAGACUCCGGGGCGUUCACUAAUGAGGACUCUGAAUCUGGAGAGGAAGAAGGUAAACAUGUCAAACCUUUUACACCAGAGAAAGCGAAAGAAAUUAUAAUGUCUUUACAACAACCUGCAAUCUUCUGUAACAUGGUUUUUGAUUGGCCAGCCCAACACUGGACUGCAAAACAUCUUUCUGAGGUCCUUCAGGGCAAGCAGAUACGAUUCAGGAUGGGAACGAAACGCACAGAUACAGCUCCUCAGUUUGAAACCACAUGUAGUUACGUAGAAGCUACACUUGAAGAGUUUCUGACCUGGAACUGUGACCGAUCUAGUAUUUCUGGACCAUUUAGAGACUAUGAUCAUUCCAAAUUCUGGGCUUAUGCUGACUAUAAAUAUUUUGUCAGUUUAUUUGAAGACAAGACAGAUAUUUUCCAGCACCUGAGCUGAUUUGGAGUAUAUCAGAAACAUAGACUGUGUGUACAACUUCCUUUCCUCCUGACCUACAUCUAAGUCCUUGUUCUGUCAGUGAGGCAGAUGGAGGAUGUGAUGUGGUCUGACUUUGGGUUUCCUGGAAGAAAUGGACAGGAAAGUACAUUGUGGAUCGGCUCCAUGGGGGCCCAUACACCCUGUCAUCUGGACACCUAUGGUUGCAACCUAGUAUUCCAGGUACAAGGAAGGAAAAGAUGGCAUCUCUUUCCUCCUGAAGACACUCCUUUCCUUUAUCCAACUAGAAUCCCUUAUGAAGAAUCUAGCGUGUUCAGUAAAAUCAAUGUUGUCAAUCCUGAUUUAAAACGUUUUCCUCAAUUUUGGAAGGCUCGAAGACAUAUGGUUACCCUGAGCCCCGGACAGGUUCUGUUUGUCCCCAGACACUGGUGGCAUUAUGUGGAAUCCAUUGAUCCUGUCACUGUCAGUAUAAACUCAUGGAUUGAGCUGGAAGAGGAUCACCAAGCCCGGGUAGAAGAGGCAAUCACCCGCAUGCUUGUGUGUGCCCUGAAAACUGCAGAGAAUCCACAUGAUACGAGAGCUUGGUUAAACCCAACUGAGGUCGAGGAAACAUCCCAUGAAGUCAAUUGUCGCUACUUAAAUGGAGCCGUUUCUGCUUUUUUUGAUCAUUAUGGAAAAUCUAAGGUAGUAGAAACCCAAGCGCUGAGCACAGACAGAGAGUACGUGAUAAAGGAAGAAUUAAAUGUGCACAACCACGUGGAGGUAGAACAAACUAGUAGCCACAACUUAACCUUGGGAACAGUAAAACAGGAGGCAGCAAGUCCCUUUGGUCCUGAUCUGGUUCCUGUGAUACCAGGUUCCCAAGAACCACCCUCAGAAAGAGGAGGCAUGUUUGAAAGUGAUGGUGAAGACUUUGUUGGCAAAAAUGGAAAACGCUUUGGAAAACUGCAUUAUACCAAGAGACAACGAAUGAUGAGUGAAAGUGAGAAUGCAGUUGUGGAACAAAUUGCUUCAAAUAGUACUGUGGCCCCUUCCCAAACAUUCAUUUCUACAGAUGACUUGCUGGAUUGCUUGGUGAAUCCACAGGUAACCAGGAUAGUGGCACAACUUUUGAUUCAAGGAAGAAAUUUGUGA
Lipotes vexillifer (Yangtze River dolphin) is the source of this 1569-nucleotide messenger RNA. RefSeq names its product HSPB1 associated protein 1 (gene HSPBAP1). The record is from RefSeq and is a predicted model, not a curated record. Lineage: Eukaryota; Metazoa; Chordata; Mammalia; Artiodactyla; Lipotidae. The transcript has 9 exons.